Pristis pectinata (smalltooth sawfish) is the source of this 2954-nucleotide messenger RNA. RefSeq names its product CCN family member 1-like. Bases 320 to 1429 code for a protein of 369 amino acids. The record is from RefSeq and is a predicted model, not a curated record. Gene Ontology annotation, molecular function: heparin binding; integrin binding. The transcript has 5 exons. Gene Ontology annotation, biological process: cell adhesion; signal transduction. Gene Ontology annotation, cellular component: extracellular matrix; extracellular region. NCBI's taxonomy places the organism in Eukaryota, Metazoa, Chordata, Chondrichthyes, Rhinopristiformes, Pristidae.
CAAGCCAUGGUCUUGGGAAGCGCCAAGGCUUGUUCUCCGGACCCUCGCUCCUCUCCACGGGGACGUAAGAGGUUUUGUUUGCUUGUCUAAUUGCCCGGCUCCAAAGAUUCCUCAUCUGGGGAACCUUGAUCAGAAAUCUAAUUCCACAUACAUGGAAUUCUGAGGCUCGGGAUAGUUUCUCGCCGGACAGAAGGGGUCUGGAGUUAUUGGACUCUUGGAAUCACUAUCUAACUGUCGUCGAGUCCGCUUCUAAGCCACCGUUUUACUCCCCGUAAACUUUUGACACAUUUCGGAACGGCAGGACCGUCUUCGGGCAACGAUGGGCUUCCGCUGGAGGAGGGGAAGGCUCGGCUUGGGGCUGGGCUCCCGUGUGCAGGCGCUCGCCAGCGUCAACACCACGCUGUGGGGCGCGCUCCUUCUCCUGGGAGCCUCGUCCCUCGCUCAUGAGGCAACGUGCCCUCUGGUAUGCGAGUGCCCGAAGCCGCCGGCCUGCCGGCCAGGGGUGCCUCUAAUUCAGGACGGCUGCGGCUGCUGCCAGGUUUGCGCCGGCCAGUUCAACGAGAUGUGCAGCGCGCUGCGACCGUGCGACCGAGGGCUCCGCUGCGAGCAGGCGGCGGGCAGCAGCGCCGACCGCGGCAUCUGCAGAGCCAGCACCCCAGGGCACCCAUGCACCAAGAACGGCAAAGUGUACCAACACGGCGAGAGCUUUCGGCCCAACUGUCGGCUCCAGUGCACCUGCGAGGAUGGUCGAGUCGGCUGCCUCGCCCUGUGCCCGCUGCACCUGCCCACUCCGCCUGUCCCCUGCCCGGACGCUCACCUGGUGCAGGUAGCCGGCACAUGCUGCAAGAGGUGGAAAUGUACCACCAGUUACUCCAAGGACUGGCCGCAGAGAGACGGCAAAUGGAAGAGCAGGUUCGACUCUGUCAACGAGGUGGUCGAGAACAGAGUGGCAGCUAAGAGGUCAAGGGGCCAUUUCAAGGCUCGCAGCUUCCGGGGCCCCGGAUGCACAGUCAAGAGCACAGAGUGGUCGCAGUGUUCGAAGACGUGCAGCAUUGGUGUUUCCACCAGACGGAGCAACAACAACACCAGAUGCCAACUGAGGGAGGAGAAGAGGCUCUGCCAGACCCGACCCUGCGCCAUGCUCAAUGAUCUCGCGCCCAAGGUCAGGCCAGAACCAGCACUUGUAAGGACGGCACGGUGUCACAACAGGCAGCGGCUGCCUGAAGACCCACAAGGAGAAGGUGCCCAGGCCAUUUACUUACGAGGGGUGCACCAGCCUGAAGCGGUACAAGCCCAAGUACUGCGGCCUGUGCCGGGAUGGCCGUUGCUGCCAGCCGUCCGAGACCAGGACCACCAAGGUGCGCUUCCACUGCCCGGGAGCGGGGACCCUCGUCAUACCGGUGGUGAAGAUCAAGAGGUGCGAGUGUAGCCGGCAGAGCGGCGGGUGCGCCCAGCUGCCCCCCGUGAGCUACGACUGGAAGAGGAGUCUGCAGGAUCCCACGGAGCCCCAGUGAAAGGCCUGAAGGCACCACACACCACUGGGCACGUCAACACACAGGCACCAACCACACCCGCAUGGGACCUUUCCAUUGGCAUUGCUCCACCCAGCGCUUCGUCUCUGCUCCGCCCUGGGUCCCCCUUACCGCAUGGUUCCAAGACCAGCCCUUGCCAUUUUACUGACAGAUAACACAGUGAAACACGUCCAUUGGCAGCUCAUAAUAUUCACCUUAGGACCAGCCAAGCUCUCCAGGAACAGCCCGCUGAAGUAGCAAGGAGCAGGAGUCGGCCACUUGGCCCCUCAAGUCUGCCCCUAUAUGAUCAUGGUUGAUCUGCCCAGGGCUCGGCUCAUCACACCCAUACAGACAUGCACUCACUCACACACACACACACACACACACACACACACACACACACACACUCAAAGACACACACACAUACACACACUGACACACACACACACACACACACACACACACACACACACACACACACACACACACACACAGGCCUCACCUCCUCCUCUGUACCAGUGCGACCUUACCCACCUUCCCCCUGCCUUUCAAAAGCCAAUUUCAUCAGUCAGAAAUGCCCGUUUUCUAUAGUGACCCAUAUGGUAUCGCUCGACAUACACUUGCUAUAACCCAUCAGUUUCAUUGGAUAAAUCACCCUAACACUGCCAAUAAUUAAACUAAUUGAAUAUAUAUUGUAUCCAGACUUUAAUACAUACCAUGAAACAUUUUAUUAAUAUUAUUAUUGUUAUUAUCAGCUUGAAAAAGGCUUGGAAAAUGUACGGGAGAAUUUACAUGGUCCAAUUUUCAAAUUCAGUUCAUCUCCCUCCUCAUUAAAUCUCUCCAAUGAUUCAGACUCCACAACCCUCCAGGGUAGAGAGUUCCAAAGAUUCGCCUCCACCUGCAGUAAGAAAUUCCUGCACACCCUAAAUGCUUUUUGUCUCCCUCCCUCCUGUGAGUCACACUUGCAGUUCUCCAAUCCAUUGGUUCCCUCCCAGAACUUAGCAUGAUUUGAAAAACUUCAGCCAACAUCUCCACCAUCUAUGUCACCGCAUCCUGUAAAACUCUUGGGUGCAGCCCAUUGGGAUCUGGCGACUUGUCGGCUUUAGACCCAUCAGUUGUUUCAAUACAUUGUCCCUUGCAAUGGGGAUUGUUGCAUGUUGUUCCAUGCGAUUUGAAACCUGCCCAUCUGUUGUCUUUGGGAUGUUUGCAGUGUUUUCCACCAUGGAGACCGAUGGAAAGUAUUAGUUUAAAUUAUAGGUAGUCCCCAGGCUAUACAAGGGUUCAGUUCCUGAGAACGGUCAAUGAGCUGAUUUCUUCAUAUGUCAGGAACAUUCAUUUUCUGCAGUAACUCGUACCGCCUUGCCGAACAUACCUUUCCUAUAAUUCUUUCAGGUCAUUGAAUAAUCACCCUAGCACUACCUAUUAUUAAACUAAUGGAAUAUA